Microthlaspi erraticum is the source of this 567-nucleotide messenger RNA. Lineage: Eukaryota; Viridiplantae; Streptophyta; Magnoliopsida; Brassicales; Brassicaceae. The record is from the annotation of a GenBank genome assembly.
AUGAAAAGCAGUGCAAUAAAAGUAAACAAAGCAGUGAAGGUCAGCUCGACCAAGAGCUCGAGUCGAGUAGAGCAAAGUACCAGCUCGAUCGAGUUUAGGGACGAGUUGAGACAAACAAAGCUAAAGCUCGAUCGAGUUGAAGCUUGGCCGGUCGAGUUGAGGAACUCGACCGGUUGGUCGAGUAGACGGUCGAGCUGGUCUUCAAGAUGGCUUCUCCCUUCUUCCUUUGCGUAUCCAGUUGAGCUGCUUCCAUGUGCCAAGUCCCUCCAUGCUCCUUGUGUCCCAUAUGCUCCAGAAUGCUCCAAAAGACCUAUUUCAAAGGACCAAACAUGCAUAUGUCUUUUGGAGCAUUCUGGAGCAUAUGGGACACAAGGAGCAUGGAGGGACUUGGCACAUGGAAGCAGCUCAACUGGAUACGCAAAGGAAGAAGGGAGAAGCCAUCUUGAAGACCAGCUCGACCGUCCACUCGACCAACCGGUCGAGUUCCUCAACUCGACCGGCCAAGCUUCAACUCGAUCGAGCUGGGGAAGUCAAAGUCAAACCCGAAAAAUGUUGCUUCCCCCUUGA